This is a messenger RNA of Trematosphaeria pertusa, 1074 nucleotides long. Its product is annotated as glycoside hydrolase family 10 protein. The coding region runs from base 1 to 1074 and encodes 357 amino acids. Gene Ontology annotation, molecular function: hydrolase activity, hydrolyzing O-glycosyl compounds. Gene Ontology annotation, biological process: carbohydrate metabolic process. The record is from RefSeq and is a predicted model, not a curated record. The transcript has 3 exons. NCBI's taxonomy places the organism in Eukaryota, Fungi, Ascomycota, Dothideomycetes, Pleosporales, Trematosphaeriaceae.
AUGCUGUUCAGCUCGCUCGCCACCGCUCUGGCCCUUGCCAGCAGCGCCACUGCAAUCCCCACCUUCGCACUCGAAGUGCGUCAAGCCACCACGCUCAACGCCGCCAUGGUCGCGCGCGGCCGCGGCUACAUCGGGACCUCGCUAACCAUCCGCUCCGACAACAGUGAGCAAAACCUCAUCAAGGGCGCUGAGUUCGGCUCCAUCACGCCGGAAAAUGCGAUGAAAUGGGACGCGACGGAGCCGAAUCGCGGCUCGUUCAGCUGGAGUGGCGCCGACCAGAUCGCGAACUUCGCAACGCAGAACGGGAAGCAGAUGCGGUGUCACACGCUGGUGUGGUACAGCCAAUUGCCGAGCUGGGUGAACCAGAUCAAUAAUAACGCGACGUUGAUGAGCGUUAUGACGAAUCAUAUUCAGCAGGUUAUGGGGCGGUACAAAGGGAAAUGCACGCAUUGGGAUGUUGUGAAUGAGGCGUUAAACGAAGACGGUACCUACAGAGACAACGUCUUCCUGCGCGUAAUCGGCGAGCAAUACCUCCCCAUCUCCUUCCGCAUCGCGGCAGCCGCCGACCCCGCCGCAAAGCUGUACUACAACGACUACAACCUCGAGUACGGCGACGCCAAGCACCAGGGCGCCCUCCGCAUCGUCAAGCUGGUGCAGUCGUGGGGCGUCAAGAUCGACGGCGUCGGUCUGCAGGGCCACCUGGUCACGGAGAAGACGGGCACGCAGUCCACGCCGACGCCGUCCGUCGACGUGCUCACCAAGGUGCUGCAGGACUAUGCGGACCUGGGCGUCGAUUCGGCGUACACCGAGGUCGAUAUCCGGAUGAACACGCCGUCGACGGCCGACAAGCUGAAGGUCCAGGCUGCGGCGUAUGCGCGCGUUGCGCAGAGCUGCAUGAAUGUGGCGCGGUGCGUCGGGAUUACGCUAUGGGGCGUGUCCGACAAGUACUCGUGGGUUCCGCAGACCUUCUCCGGCGAGGGCGCGGCGCUGCUCUGGGAUAACAACUAUGCGAAGAAGCCGGCGUAUCAGUCUUUCCUGGAUGUCCUGAACGGGAAGAACGCCACUAUGACCUAG